AUUCAGGCUACCUUCUAGGUUCGCCCGAAUCCCCUACUACACUCCAGCGUCUGCUGAAGAGCAGGAGUGCAAGGAACAAUAUCGUGCGAAGCCACCGAAGGCCUGCCUUGAUCUUCAGUCUUCAGUCGCGAAUACAAUUCGCGUCAGCGACAAUGAAAGUGAACGGUGUUCAUAGUGCGCAUUAGUGGGCAGUCGGCAGUGCAACAUGUGCCGGUGGUGACACCGUUUUGUGCUUAUAUAGCUUUCGUUUCUUCAUUUUGCUAUUGGUGAAGAUGAAGAGCGACGUACAAAAUACCCUUCAUCUAUGGCUAGGAAGAAUUUGGAAGACUGACCAAAAUGAAGAACGGAGUAGGAAAGUGACGUCACCAUUUUUGAAACAGAGCUUACUGGCGCUUGGACCAUUUCUCUUGACUGUGGGCUUAGGCAUGACAUCUGGAUAUUCGGCAAUAUUACUUCCUCAAUUGGAACACGAACAACAUGAAUUCAACAGCACUAUCACUAUUGAUGCAGAGCAAGCUUCUUGGAUAGCAUCCAUGGCAGCACUUCCAAUGGCUAUAGGAUCAAUGCUGGGAGGAGUUCUCUUGGAGAAAUUUGGAAGGCGGGGCACCCAUUUACUUACUUGUUUUCCUACAGCUCAAGGAUGGCUCUUGAUAUACGUAGCUGUCAACACUAAGAUGAUCUUGGUCGGAAGAUUCCUAACAGGUUUUUGUGCUGGUAUUCUUGGAACCGCUACCGGAGUAUACUUAGGAGAAACCGCAGAGCCAAAACACAGAGGUUUCUUUCUAGCCGGAAUAUCUUUCGCGAUAUCUUUCGGUUUGUUCCUAGUACAUCUACUGGGUACAUAUCUACACUGGCAAAUGACUGCUCUUCUAUCCGCCCUGAUAUCUCUCACAAGUUUCAUGCUCCUGCUAUUUGUACCAGAAUCACCGAGUUGGUUGGCGAAGAAGAACAGGCAAGAAAAAGCCAAGCAUGCUUUCCAUUGGUGCAGGGGGUACUCAGACGACGCGGUAAAAGAACUCAACAUCAUGUUGCAGCGGCAAGAGGCAGAAAAGGAUAUUAAGAUCAGUUUCAAGGAGCUAGCUGUACCUGAAUUUUGGAAACCUUUGGUUAUAAUAAUAGUAUACAUUGUAGCAAAUCAAUGGGUAGGAGUGAAUGCCAUAACUUUCUAUACAGUCGCAAUAAUGAAGGAUACUAUAGGGGAUGGUCUGGAUGAAUAUCUUGCUAUGUUACUGGUAGAUGCUGUGAGAGUCAUAAUGUCAGUCAUUGCUUGUAUUCUAUUAAGAAACUGCACCAGAAGAUCCUUAGCACUUAUAAGUGGUGUAGGAACAUUCGUAUCUCUAUUCACAUUGAGUUUCUUUACAUUUUUCUCAAAAAUGUACCCUGAGUUCUCCUUGAACUGGGUUCCAGUACUCUGUCUCUUCCUCUACAUUGCAACAAUCUCUAUAGGUUUCGUUCCUUUGCCAUGGGCUCUAAUCGGUGAGCUCUUUCCGCUUAAAUUUAGAAGUACUGGUAGUAGCAUUUGUUCUUUCAUGGCUUUCACAGCAUUCUUUUCUGUCGUGAAAACCAGUCCAGGAAUGUUCAGGUCGAUUGGGAGUAGCGGAACUUUCUUGGUGUAUGGUAUCGUAGCGCUUUUAGGUACGAUUUUCGUAGCGUUGUUUUUACCAGAGACUAGAGGGAAGCCGUUGCAUGAAAUUGAAGAUGGGUUUAAAACGAAGAAAGUAAGUGAUAAUAGUGAUAGUAAUAAUAAUGGAACGGUUACAUAAGUGAGGUAUUGUUUGUAUUUUGAUUAAUAAAUAUUUGUUUUUAAGUACCCAUUGUUGUUUACAGGGAGGUCAUGUUUUCGUUAACGUAUACAUACAAUACUUGAAAAACCCCGCAGUUUUCUUAUUGAAAAUAGCUUUAGGCUAAAUCAGUUGAAUUUUUUUUCAACAUUACAAUCAAAAGACUCAAUGGGCCCAACCCCAGAAGACCCUCCCCGAACCUCCGUGGAGGUUUAAGUAUACAAAAAACUAAAAAAAGUAGUGGUCGUAUAGUUGUUCUUAAGUCAUCG
Molecule: messenger RNA, 2050 nt
Organism: Acanthoscelides obtectus
Lineage: Eukaryota; Metazoa; Arthropoda; Insecta; Coleoptera; Chrysomelidae
Source: the annotation of a GenBank genome assembly